Messenger RNA from Salvelinus namaycush (lake trout), 6209 nucleotides. RefSeq names its product zinc finger protein 646-like. NCBI's taxonomy places the organism in Eukaryota, Metazoa, Chordata, Actinopteri, Salmoniformes, Salmonidae. Gene Ontology annotation, molecular function: DNA-binding transcription factor activity, RNA polymerase II-specific; RNA polymerase II transcription regulatory region sequence-specific DNA binding; zinc ion binding. The record is from RefSeq and is a predicted model, not a curated record. The transcript has 4 exons. Gene Ontology annotation, biological process: regulation of transcription by RNA polymerase II. Gene Ontology annotation, cellular component: nucleus. The coding region runs from base 280 to 4863 and encodes 1527 amino acids.
GGAAGUAUGUGUAAUGGGAUGGAAGAAAAAAGACAAUCAAACAAGACUGGUCUUUUAGGAAUAUAAAUAACUUUGUGCACUCAUGUUGUACCUGCAUCCAUUCUACCGCAGAAAGUAAAUUAAUAUUCAAUGGAGUGGUACUAAAUUGAUCCCAUUCUUGUGCAGCCGUCCUAUUUGGACUGUACAAUGAAUGUAAGCUCUUGUGAUAUGGAGGAGCUGGGAAUCUGAUGUAUUUCCCCCACAAUUAUCUAGCUCAAAUAUUUGCAGUACUAUCCUGUAAUGGCUAUGCAAGAGCCUGGCAGGACUAAAGGCUUCUCUUGCAAACACUGUGGCACAGUGUGCUCCAACAUGCCAAGCCUUCUGGAACACAUGGAUAGUCACUUCCAGCUAGAAGAAGAUCGCAAGUUCAAAUGCGAUGAAUGUGGCCGAUGCUACAGGCAUGCAGGUAGCUUGGCUAACCACAAGAAAACACACACGUUGGGUUCUUUUCAAUGUCCAAUAUGUGCUAGGAAGCUCUCAAACCCUCUGGCCCUGAAGAGCCAUCUGCGCAUCCACACAUCACAGAAGAAGUACUCCUGCAUGGACUGUGGGAAGGCCUUUAGGCUAGCUACUCAGCUGGCCACCCAUCAAAAGGUCCAUCUCUCUGGGCAAUCAAAGAGGAGAGCCGGUUGGAGGGCCACUGCAGAAUAUUCUCCAAUUGAGAAUAGAGAUGAAAUUGAAGAUCAUGAUGACUUUGAAAUGCCGUCGUACUUGGUGGCUGACCAGCAAGACACGGGGAUGGAUAUUGUGUCUGGUAAUAACCUUAGCCAAGAGGAGGCAGAGGUUAUCCCCAACUCAGCAAAUUAUAGUGAAAAUCUAGGCUUCGAAGCAGGGGAUCGACCUUUCAAAUGUGAUCAGUGUGAAAAGUCAUAUAGACACCAUGGAAGCCUGAUCAAUCAUAAGAAGUAUCACCAGGUAGGGAUGUUUGAGUGCCCUAUCUGUUUAAAGCAGUUCAAUAAUCUUGCUGCCCUCCAUAGUCACCAGAGAACCCACAACAAGUCCAAAAGUGGGCCAGACACCCAUUCCUUGGAAGUCACUUACGCAGGCAGAGCACCAGAGCAGUUUUCACCCCUGAACAGGGAUGUUCCAGUGCAUUUCUGUCACCUGUGUCAAGUGAUGUUUCCUAAUGAUGAUGAGUUCCAGGAACACAUACAAAAGCAUAAUUCUUCCUCUAUGUCCUUUGGGCACGAUCAAGAUUUAUCUGAGGAUCAUCAUGAUUCUUAUGACCUUAGUGUCACUCCUUCUCCUGACUCAAACUUUUAUUCACCACCUCUAAACAGUACUCCAUUGAUUGAUCAUCAAGGGGAGCAGAUCAAUGAUAUUCAAAUAUACUCUGACCACUCCAGUAACAAAUCCACCUUGAAUACUCCGGGAGAGCCCUUAAUCUUGGAAUCAGAGAUUCCUGCUGACGAUCUAAGUAAGGCAGAAAAGUCCUCAGUUACAGAAAACGGUGAGCGCCGCUACAAGUGCCAGGUCUGUGGCAAAAGCUACCGGCAUGCCGGGAGUCUCAUCAACCACAAGCGUUCUCAUCAGACAGGCAUUUACCAGUGUUCCAUCUGCCGCAAGACUUACCCACACAUGGCUGCCCUCCGCAGCCAUGUCCGCAUCCACAGGGCCCAUCCGUCCUCCUUUAACCUCAGCUCUGAAGGAGACUGGCUCUCUUCUGAGCCCCUAACGCUGGAGAACCAGCAGGCCUGCUUCUCCUCUCAGGAGGGAGAUGCUAGCAAUAUGAUGACUCUCGCUCAGGAGAACACGAGUGAACACGGCAUUGGAGGAUCAUGCCAUGUGCAGUUUGACUCCGCCUUUCCCCAGGACAGAACUGUGCACCUACCUCACAACGAACGCCUGAUGGAGAGUCACAUGUGUGCAGACUGUGGCGAAACAUUUGCAGACAUCGCAGGAAUCAAAUUGCACAUAUGCCCCCUGCUACAACCGCAGCAAGAGGCCAUGUCAAAUGACUAUGACAGUAACUUAACCUUCUUGGACACUAAUGGACGAUGCACCAUGGGAAAUCCAGGAGAUCAUGUAGAGUUCCAGGGACUGAAUGACAGCCCUAGACAAAGGUACUGUGGUGAACAUGACUUCCAUGAAGGCCAGAAUGGGGAGCAGUUAAAUGGUGAUGGCAAAGAAGAGGAUGAAGAGGAUGAUGACGGAGAGCUCUAUCAGUGCUCAGCGUGUGGGAACCGCUACACAAGCAUGAGGGCUCUGAGGAGCCAUCUUCGUGGCCACACUCAAUCCCAUGGUACUCCUACAAGCUCCGGCCCCUCCUCCAUGUCCUCCCUAGAGGCUGAAAAUGAAGAGGACCCUGGAAAGAGACAUCAGAUGGAUGGGGGUCUGAUGAUCUGCAGUACUUGCGGAGAGAGUUUUGCCAAGAAGCAGGACAUGCUUGCCCAUCAGCUCAUACACAAUAAAGCACAGGCAGAUGAUGCUAAACACAUACAUAUGGACAAUAGUGAUGGAACUAGGCACAAAGAGGAGGUGGACAGCAGCAUCUGUGGAAAUUGUGGUAUAUUUUGCACCAGUUACCAUCAUCUUGAGACCCAUCAAUGUACAACAAAUGUGAAAAGUGAAUCUGCAAACGGUGUUGAAAAAAAUGAAAUGGGCGGCUCUGUCAACGGUAAAGAAUUAGGACACACGAAAGAGAAUUUAAACAAUGGGGAUCGCCAGUACAAGUGUGAUCAGUGUGGAAGAGCAUACAGACAUGCUGGCUCCCUUCUUAACCAUAAAAAGUCCCACAAAACUGGAGUGUUCCGCUGCAUGGUUUGCCAGAAGCGCUUCUACAAUCUACUGGCCCUUAAGAACCAUCAGAGGACCCACUUUGAUGUUAAGAGACAUGCGUGCAAUGAAUGCGGGAAGGCAUUCAAGAUAGAGAAGCAACUAUUGAACCACCUCAGAAUUCACAAGGAGAACCAUGCCAAAAUACAGGAGCUCAACAACCAGAUUCAGGCCGUCAUGCAGACGAAUGGCACGAGGUCAGAGGGAGGAAUGCGCUUGCUUAAUGCACCUGCCAAUCAAGCCACCACCACCCACAAAAAGCAUAGGCCAACCCUCAACAGAAAGAAACCCAGUGUGGAGGAGGGGGCUCAGACUGGAGUCAAAUCAGUGGAUGCAGGCGACCCUCGCCCCUACUCCUGUGACCAAUGUGGGCGAACGUAUCGACACGCAGGAAGUCUGGUCAAUCACAAGAACUCCCACAAGACAGGUGAAUACUACUGCUCUGUUUGUAACAACACCUACUCCAACCAGCUGGCUAUGAAGAACCACCUGCGCAUCCACUUCUCAAUUAAAAAGCACAGUUGUCAAGACUGUGGUAAGGCCUUUAGGGGAAAGAAGCAGUUGUCUAGCCAUAUUUGCGCACACCUCAGAAAGGAUAUGCCAGGAGGGGUCAGGGGAAGAGGUCGCAGACGAGCAAGAAACGUUAAAUGUAAGCAGUGCAGACAGACGUUUAUAUCCGCUGACCAACUGACAGCCCAUACCUGUGGGUCACUGGCAAACUCAUCAGAGGGCAGCGAUGGACAAACGAGUAUGUCCUUGAAAAGGGAGGAGCGACCAUUCACCUGCAUCAUCUGCAAUCGCAGCUACCGCCACGCGGGCAGUCUCCUGAAUCAUAAAAACACUCAUAAGUCCGGCGACUUCAGCUGCACGUUCUGCUCCAAGCCCUUCUCUAACCCCAUGGCGUUACGCAACCACACGCGAAUCCACACACAGAAGAAGAAGCAUGUCUGCCUGACCUGCGGGAAGGCGUUUCGGUUGGCCAGUAUCCUCCAUAACCACCAGAAGGUCCACACCAGGGUGGCCAACCACUUCAGCUGCCCAGAAUGUGGCAAGAGCUUCCAGGGCAAGUCUGGGCUGAAGAGGCACCGCUGCCGGGGGGGCCAGGAUGACUCGGCUAGAGCUUGUGACGGCGAUCACAGAGAGAGUGGAGACAAGUGCUUCACGUGUGACCUCUGUGGACGCUCGUACCACCAUGCUGGCUCCCUGCUCAACCAUAAAAAGACGCACUCCGAAAACCUCCACCACUGUACCUUGUGCCUCCAGACUUUCCCCGACACCCUCGCCCUCCAGGUCCACUCCCAGAUGAAGCGCCACUGCUGUCCAGACUGUGGCAAGACCUUCUGUCUCAUCUCGCACCUGCAGAACCACAUGGAGGUGCACUCCAAGGACUGCACCCUGGUCUGCAGCCCCUGCCAUCAGAGCUUCCCCAACCCAGCCAUGUACCAACAACACCAGGAACUGCACCACCGGGCCCAAGGGCAUUAUCAACAACACAACAUGCAAAUGGAGGAUGACCUAGGCUGGGAAUCGGGACUAGACCAAACCAUGGAGCUCCAAGGCAUCCCCAAGCUGGUACCGGCGUUUGCCCACAUGCACGGUGGCAUGCCCGACCAGCAGGAGAGCAACGAGGCGCGCUGUAUAGGGGAGAAGAGCCACGUGUGUGAGCACUGCGGCCGCACCUACCGCCAUGCAGGUUCCCUCCUCAACCACAAGAACAGUCACAAGACCGGCUCCUUCACCUGCUCCGUGUGCCAGAAGGAGUUCACCAACCUGAUGGCGCUGAAGAACCACCGGCGCAUCCACACGGAGCCCAAGCGCUACCAGUGCCUGGAGUGCGGCAAGGCCUUCCGCGUGUCCACCCAGCUCAUCUGCCACCGGAGGAUCCACACCAAAGAGAAGCCCUUCUCCUGCCUGCUGUGCGACAAGUGCUUCUCCAGCAAGUCAAACCUGCGCCACCACCAGAAGAUUCACCAGAGUGGUGGCCAGGACUACGAGUCCUCCUUCGGCAUGGAUACGAACAGUUUUAUGGACAUGGGCUCUUUUCUCUGAGUCAGGACGCCGUGUCAAAUACUUAUUAUAUUGUUCUCCCCAUUCACUGGACCCCUAUCGGUAAUUGUAAAGUGGCGCGUUCCACAGAGCCCCAGUGGAGACGGCGUUUACUCUUGAUGUUGAACUCUUCAAAGCUGCCUCACAAACAUUUCAUUUUUCUGAUUCUGCUUUGGUCAUACACUUUUGGAGUGGUAGAAGGAUUUCCGAUCUUACCUCUAGCAGGGAUUGUGGCACUGUUAAAAUUCCCAGACGGGCACAGGCGACGGUGUCUCGUCAAAUCUUUAUCAGAUUGUUUUCGCACGGAGUGCACAUUGUCAUUGAAUCGUUUACCGCUAUAGGAGUGAGAACUAAUGGACCUCCUUUCAUACUGACUGUAUCAAUGUCCUCACAAGGUAGACGGUUCACUUUGGUUGGGAAAUUGACUGACGUAACAAAACUGCUUCAGCCCAGUUCCUGCAUGUGAGCUUGAUUUACACAUUAAUGACUCAUAUUUUUAUGAGGAAAGUGCUGUUCUGAAAUGGUAAUUUCCUCUCGCUAUCUAUUACUGUGUUCAGUGCCUCCGUCGGUUCAAUUCUCUGCCCAGCUUAUCAAAAGUGCGGGCUGCUCUCAAUAUUUUCCCAUAGGUUAGAGAAAAGUGAUCAAUUUGACCUUUUCUGAUGUGGCUUCAAUAAGGAUGACCUCCUAGUCUUACCCAGAGGAUGAUAUCAAAGGUAUUUACUGAAAUCAUGUAAUCAAGUUGGUGGUAAUCAAAUGGUUUUAGUGUUGGUGAUAUUUGGGUACACCUUUGAGUGACAUUUGUAUGCUAAAUGGACAUAUUUAAUUAUUUAUUCCUGUUCUUUUUUUAAACUUAUUUUAAAUUUCUGUGUGUACUUUGAGAUAUCACAGUUUCUAUGAAUGUUACCUUGACUCUUAAGAAAUAUCCUAUGUAGCAUUUAAGGAAAUUCCUCAAUCUGUAAUUCCAUUCUCAAUGGGUGCGACUCCAACACAGGUAGGAAUGCAUUAGCCAAGGACAGUGGUCUUGCCAGCACUGUGGUUUUGCCACAUUAAAAUGUCUGAUGUGCAAAGCAUUGUAGAUAAUUAUCCAUGUCUGAAUUGGGCAUUACUUUAUUUUUACAGGUGCCAUUUCUCACCCAUGUCUUGUUCAAAUAAGAAUUGUAGGUGUUCUUGUCCAUAAUCACCCAUGACAAUUUUCAGAAAUUUUGCAAACCUUUACAAUACGAAACACAUGCUUUUGACUUCUCAAACUUUCAAAGGUAAACUCAGCAAAAAAUUUAACGUCCUCUCACUGUCAACUGCGGUUAUUUUCAGCAAACUUAACGUGUAAAUAUUUGUAUGAACAUAAGAGU